Messenger RNA from Rhinichthys klamathensis goyatoka, 996 nucleotides. RefSeq lists its product as uncharacterized. The record is from RefSeq and is a predicted model, not a curated record. The transcript is spliced from 7 exons. NCBI's taxonomy places the organism in Eukaryota, Metazoa, Chordata, Actinopteri, Cypriniformes, Leuciscidae. The coding region runs from base 97 to 996 and encodes 299 amino acids.
GUGUGGCUGAUGAUCAACUCAGUCUGUGAAUAAUUAUCUGACUAUACAGAGCUGUCACCACUUCAACCAGCUAAGAAAACUCCAAGAGCUGAAGAUAUGACACUCCUUUUACUUCUGAUCAUGAUCUAUGGCCUGGAUGCUGACGAAUUUUAUUAUGAAAGUGGGAAUAUAACACUGGCAAAUAACACACGGACAUUGGAGAUGACAAUCUCAUUGGAAUCUGGACACAACAUUACUGUUCAUGACACUGCAAAAAAAAUACUUUGUAACUCAACAACCAAUUCAUGUUAUAUUGAGUGCUCCUUUAACGAUUUCUUUGAAGACCAAAACUUUACCGCACCGAAAAAAUUUGACAUAUGUGCAAAGAAAAAUAAGAAUAACACUAGAGUUGAAUUCAGCAUAAAAAACAAUGCAUCACUGUGUAAAGAAAAAACGAUUUCACUGUGUACUGUGGUGGAUUGCUUGCCUGUCGAAAUAAGAAAGCUCUUGAACGAGAAAGAUCAACAAAUGAAAAUCCCAAAAGACCUGAGAAACCUUCUCAGUAUGAAAAAAAUGUGCCAAGAUGUGAUCUUUAAUGAAACUAUGGUGAAUACCUACAUUGGAGUGGAGAAGAAAGCCAUACAUGGUGUUAUAAAUAUGACUGUUCCUGAGCAAUCCAAGACGUAUUAUCAUGAGGAUCUUUCCAUGACUGUGGUUAAGAUGAAUUUGAGCAUGACAGAAGAGUAUGCACAAAUCCAUGCUCCACGUGUAUUAGAUAAUGAUGAAGUGGCUGAGAUGUGGAUCCCGUUGAAGCCUUUCCAAAACCAAUCGGAAAACAAAAUUGGUGUAGUUACCUACAAUGCAGAUGAGCACUUUAAGCUUAACCUGGGAAAUAAAGAUGUUAUCUCGAAAAUCAUACGGAUUGAAUUCCCUGGACCUGACACUAACAAAUUGACUGAUCGACUUAAAAUUCAGUUCAGAAUUAAAACCAUAGACAAAUCUGUAAGUGUAACUUGA